CCUAAUUCUUCUUGGCACUGAAUACAUUUCGUGAAGAGUAGAAGAAAUAAAAUGGUGAUAUUUGCUCGUCAAUCAGCCAAAGUUCUAAGAUUGUGUUCUUUGUCGGCUACUUCUCGAUUCUCCUCUCGCAUCUUCUUCAACUCCAAGAAUGGAUUUACUUGGCGUAGGUCUCUCAGCAAUGCUGCUUCAUCUACGGGCGUAGCUUCGGAAUAUGAAUAUGAUGAUGAUCAUACUACAGACGAUUCCAGGGUGACUGAGAAACAAACUGCCCUACGUAUGGCACUGUCAAAUAUUGCGGCAGACUUUGGUAAAGAAUCAAUGCUGUCGUUGCAGCGAUUUUUUGGCGCUAGACGUGCCCCCGUGAUUUCCACAGGAUCAUUGAAACUGGAUCAGGCUCUUGGUAUUGGUGGACUGCCUAAGGGACGGAUGGUGGAAAUUUAUGGGCUAGAAGCAUCGGGGAAGACAACACUUGCAUUGCAUGUUAUUAGAGAAGCUCAGAAGCUCGGAGGUUACUGUGCUUACCUUGAUGCGGAGCAUGCACUAAACCCUUCAGUUGCAGAAUCAAUUGGUGUAAACACAGAUAAUCUCCUUCUUUCACAACCAGACUGUGCUGAAAAUUUACUGAGUGUGGUGGAUACACUGACAAAAAGUGGAUCAAUUUCUGUAAUUGUUGUUGACAGUGUGGCUGCACUUAUUCCUCAAUGUGAAGUUGAUGCUCCGGCAUGCAGUCCCUCAAAAGACCAACACGCUAAAAUAAUGACACAAGCGCUAAGAAAAAUCCAUUAUUCUCUAUGCAAUUCCAGUACUCUUGUCAUUUUCAUUAACCAGGUUAGACAUAAGAAGAAAGAAGUAAAAGGUACAGCAUGGGAAGAAGUAACGACUGGUGGUAAUGCCUUGAAAUUUUAUGCAGCUAUCCGAAUGAGAAUUAGUAGAAGGAAAUUGCUCAAGGCAGGGGAUGAGGCUACCGGUCUUGGGAUAUUUGUGCAAGUUGUUAAAAAUAAGCUUGCACCUGCAAUGACUAAAGCUGAGUUGAACAUAAAGUUUGGGAAGGGAAUAUGCCGUGAAUCAGAGGCCUUGGACUUGGCCUGUGAACAUGGUCUCAUAGCCACUGAUGGAAGCAGUUACAUCAUAAAAGAUAAAAUCUGGCACAGUAGAGAUGAAGUUUUAGAGUAUUUGGCAGCAGAUGAUGAAGCAUUGGAUGAUGUAAUCAGAACCCUAAGAUGCCAUUUAUUUGAAAGGAGUUCUAAAGGAUAUCAUUGAUUGCAUGACAAGA
Molecule: messenger RNA, 1273 nt
Organism: Andrographis paniculata
Lineage: Eukaryota; Viridiplantae; Streptophyta; Magnoliopsida; Lamiales; Acanthaceae
Product: DNA repair protein recA homolog 2, mitochondrial
Exons: 8
Coding region: 52-1260 (402 amino acids)
Biological process (GO): DNA repair
Molecular function (GO): ATP hydrolysis activity; ATP-dependent DNA damage sensor activity; ATP binding
Source: RefSeq, a predicted model, not a curated record